AUGAGCAACGAAGACUUAGCCCAUGAUUUCUCUCCAAUGAUUAAAGUAUACAAAGAUGGUCGAGUUGAGAGACUCGCAGGAACAGACAGAGUUCCGCCAUCAACAAAUCCAGAAAAUGGCGUCCAAUCGAAGGACGUUGUGAUCUCACAAGAACCAGCCAUAUCUGCAAGAAUUUUCAUCCCCAAAACCACCACAGACUCACCCCAAACCAAACUCCCUCUUCUCAUUUACUUUCAUGGAGGAGGAUUCUCCAUUGAAAGUCCAUUUUCUCCAGCAUAUCACAGCUACGUCAACACCUUAGUCUCUGAGGCCAAUGUUGUUGCAGUCUCUGUUGACUAUAGGCUUGUCCCAGAGCACCCUCUGCCGGCUGCUUACGAUGAUUCAUGGGCUGCUAUCAAAUGGGUUGCUUCCCAUUUUGAUGGCAACGGCUCUGAAGAUUGGCUAAAUAGAUUUGCAGAUUUGCAGCGUGUGUUUUUCGCUGGGGACAGCGCUGGUGCUAAUAUAACACACAACAUGGCUGUGAAAUUGGGGUGUGAGGGAUUGGUUGGUGUUAAGCUGGUUGGGAUUGUUUUGGUGCAUCCUUUCUUUUGGGGCACAGAGCCAGUUGGGGCAGAGAUAACUACCCCUGCAGCUACAAAAGAGUAUAUGGCUGGUGUGUGGCGUUUUGCUUGCCCUUCGACUUGUGGAUCCGACGACCCGCUUAUAAACCCGGCUAAGGAUCCGAAAUUGGGGAAAUUGGGUUGUGAGAAAGUGCUGGUUUGUGUUGCUGAGAAAGAUGGGUUGAAAGAUAGAGGAUGGCAUUAUAGUGAGAUACUGAAAAAGAGUGGGUGGAAUGGUGCUGUGGAGGUCGUAGAAGCAAAGGUGUGUUCCAUUUGUUCAAUCCAAUUUGUGACAACGCUGUGGCCUUGA
This is a messenger RNA of Prunus armeniaca (apricot), 909 nucleotides long. NCBI's taxonomy places the organism in Eukaryota, Viridiplantae, Streptophyta, Magnoliopsida, Rosales, Rosaceae. The record is from the annotation of a GenBank genome assembly.